AGCCAUCUUUGGACUUCACAGACGACAAAGCGAAAUCCAACAAACACUCGUCAACAAAAUUCAAUCGUAAAACGAACUUAGAGGCCGAUAAAAUAACCAAUUAUGGACAGAUUACUUCGGUUAGGAGGAGGUUUGCCAGGAAUGGGUCAGGGCCCUCCUCCAAGUGAUGCCCCAGCUGUGGAUACUGCAGAACAAGUUUACAUCUCAUCACUUGCUCUGCUCAAGAUGUUAAAGCACGGCAGAGCAGGAGUUCCUAUGGAGGUAAUGGGACUGAUGCUGGGAGAGUUUGUAGACGACUACACUGUCAGGGUCAUUGACGUGUUUGCAAUGCCACAGUCAGGAACAGGUGUCAGUGUAGAAGCUGUAGACCCUGUAUUUCAAGCUAAGAUGUUGGAUAUGUUGAAACAGACAGGAAGGCCAGAGAUGGUGGUUGGCUGGUAUCAUUCACAUCCAGGCUUUGGCUGCUGGCUCUCUGGUGUAGAUAUCAACACUCAGCAGAGUUUUGAGGCUCUGUCUGAGAGAGCAGUGGCUGUGGUGGUGGACCCCAUACAGAGUGUGAAGGGAAAGGUUGUUAUAGAUGCUUUCCGUCUUAUCAACCCCAAUAUGAUGGUCCUAGGACAGGAACCAAGACAAACCACUUCCAACCUUGGCCAUCUUAACAAACCAUCUAUACAGGCUUUAAUCCAUGGUUUAAACAGACAUUAUUACUCCAUAGCUAUAAACUACAGGAAGAAUGAACUGGAACAAAAAAUGUUAUUAAAUCUACACAAGAAAAGUUGGAUAGACGGCCUUUCCCUGGAUGACUACAACACUCACUGUGGAGUCAAUGAGAAGAUUGUGAAAGAUAUGCUGGAACUGGCCAAAAAUUAUAACAAGGCUCUGGAGGAGGAAGAAUCUAUGACACAGGAACAGUUGGCCAUUAAGAAUGUUGGAAAACAGGAUCCUAAGCGCCAUCUAGAAGAACAUGUCAGUGUUCUGAUGUCUAGUAAUAUCGUCCAGUGCCUGGGAUCCAUGCUACAUACUGUGGUGUUCAAGUAAAUGGAGAGAGGACAAAAUGUGUCUUGUGAACAUCCUCACUGUAACUAUGGCUAGUGACAGAGAUCAUAUGGAGCUGUUUGAAGUGUGUUGUCAGACAGCUGGGUAGAAAUGCUGGAGAUCAUUGAAGUAUGUUACAGAACAGAAAACAGGUUCUGCUUAUUGUAACCAUUAAAGUAGAGAAACUUGAUGAACAGAACUGCCAGAAUGACUUCUAUGUUAUUUUCUCUUUAAAAAAAUGACAAGUUGAUCUGUUCUGUUGAAAGACUUUAUUAGAAUAUGUGAAGAAUAAAUGUACAUCAAUAUAUAUACCAA
Lingula anatina is the source of this 1350-nucleotide messenger RNA. RefSeq names its product ubiquitin C-terminal hydrolase PSMD14. Lineage: Eukaryota; Metazoa; Brachiopoda; Lingulata; Lingulida; Lingulidae. The record is from RefSeq and is a predicted model, not a curated record. Gene Ontology annotation, molecular function: metallopeptidase activity; protein binding.